ACCAACACGCUUUACUGUGAGCAGUGCAAGUAGAUUGCUAGCAAAAUGAGAAUUCUAUUAUAUUCUAUCAUAUUUGGAUUGCUGGUAGGUGCUUGUGGGCGGUUGAUUAGCACGGCCAAGUAGGCGAAGUGCUUUCAGUUGGUUUUCUUCUCUCGCGAAAAGCUCACACGGCUCGAGUAAUCAAAUACGCAAAAUCGUAACUCAUCUCGUAGAGAAUUAACAAAGCACAUAACGCUAAUUACUUUAUCCAACGGGAAAAAAGGGGUACGACAAGGUCAACUAAGGUCUCUGUGAGUUGCGUUAAAGGUGUUGAAGAGAAAGUGAAAAUUUCCUGCGAGAAUGGCACAACUAUUCAAAAGUAUUAGAGGCACAGUAGUGUUGACACAAAAGCUGUCGAACCCUGCAUCGGUGGCAGCAACGACUGGACAGCGGUGGUUCAGGAGCAUUCAAAAUGAUGACUACGAUUUGGUUGUUGUUGGCGGCGGCAUAGUCGGUGUCGCAUCAGCGCGCGAAAUUCUUCUACGACAUCCUCAUUUACGCGUUGGAUUACUAGAGAAAGAACAUAAAUUAGCCGUGCACCAAAGUGGACAUAAUUCGGGUGUCAUACAUGCUGGUAUCUAUUACAAACCAGGUUCAUUGAAGGCAAAAUUAUGUGUGCAGGGUAUGCAUUUGGCUUAUGAUUUUCUGAAUGAAAAGAAAAUACCAUACAAAAAGGUGGGCAAAUUAAUUGUGGCCACCAGCGAGGAUGAAGUUGGACGUUUAAUGGAUUUGUAUGAACGGGGCCAAAAGAAUUUAUGUCCUGAUCUGAAGCUAAUCGACGAAAAUGAAAUCAAAGAAAUUGAGCCAUAUUGCGAAGGUGUCAAGGCAAUACAUAGUCCGCAUACGGGCAUUGUCGAUUGGGGUCUUGUUACAGAGUACUAUGCACAAGACUUCAAGCAGGCCGGCGGAGAUGUGCAUCUCAACUUCAAAGUUUCGAAAUUCUUGGAGACCUCGGACAAGGAUGCUGAUAAAUACCCGGUGACUAUACGUGGCGCUCGUGACCGCCAACAAGUGCGUACACGUUAUGUGCUCACCUGUGGCGGCCUGCAAUCGGACAAAUUAGCGGAGUUGACAGGCUGUCCGCGUGAUCCACGCAUUAUACCCUUCCGUGGCGAAUACCUCUUGCUAUCGAAAGAGAAGCAGCAUAUGGUGCGUGGCAACAUAUACCCAGUACCGGAUCCAAAUUUGCCAUUCUUGGGUGUGCAUUUCACACCGCGCAUGGACGGUUCCGUCUGGCUUGGACCAAAUGCUGUGCUCGCAUUUAAGCGUGAGGGCUACAACUGGAAUGACAUUAAUCUUUUGGAAUUAUUCGAUGCGGUACGUCAUCCCGGUUUCUUGAAAAUGGCUACCCGACAUUUAAAAUUCGGUUUAUGCGAAAUGUCUAAGUCAAUAUUUAUAAGAUUACAAACCAAAGAGUUGCAGAAGUUUAUACCCGAAAUCAAUGAAUUCGAUAUAAGUGCCGGACCAGCUGGCGUACGCGCACAGGCCAUGGACAGCCAUGGUAAUUUGGUGGAUGACUUCGUUUUCGAUAAAGGCGAAGGAAAAGGCGCACUAGCACAUCAAGUACUGCAUUGUCGCAAUGCGCCCUCGCCCGGUGCUACCAGCAGCUUAGCCAUUGCAAAGAUGAUUGCCGAUAAGCUUGAAAAGGAAUUCGAUAUAAAAUGUUAGCACUAUCUUGACAUUAAAGGUUAUGCGAUUAGGCCUACUGGUUGAGUUGCAAUAUUUAACGGGGCAGCUAAUAAUUAUUGUCCUUGUGUGUUCUUU
Molecule: messenger RNA, 1803 nt
Organism: Rhagoletis zephyria (snowberry fruit fly)
Lineage: Eukaryota; Metazoa; Arthropoda; Insecta; Diptera; Tephritidae
Gene: L2HGDH
Product: L-2-hydroxyglutarate dehydrogenase
Molecular function (GO): (S)-2-hydroxyglutarate dehydrogenase activity
Source: RefSeq, a predicted model, not a curated record